GCGAAAAAAAAGAGAACGAUGGCUACAGAGGGUUUCCAAACCUGUCGUCUUUGAAUAAUUAUUGUCAUUCUGGAUGAAAAAUAGCGAUAGUAUCACCCCCUCCCCCAACAUACAUCGUGAUGGAAAAGAAUCCCGUCACACGGUGGUCAUAGUGGCACGAGCUUGAAACUGUUUCGUUACAAUCUGGUGUUCGUAGCAAGCUAGCUAGUUGUGCUGCGUGGGCUUGCGUCACCGGGCAGCUGUCCGUCAAAUUCCUUUUGGGAGGGGUCUAUAAAACACAAAAUGGCGACUCCAGUCAACAUCCAAAACCCCAGUAAGACGUGGGAGCUGAGCUUGUAUGAACUGCACAGGAGCCCACAGGAGGCGAUCAUGGACGGCACAGAGAUAGCGGUGUCCCCCCGGAGCCUCCACAGUGAGCUGAUGUGCCCCAUCUGUCUGGACAUGUUGAAGAACACAAUGACCACCAAGGAGUGCCUGCACCGCUUCUGCUCCGACUGCAUCGUCACUGCACUCCGAUCAGGGAACAAGGAAUGCCCCACGUGCCGAAAGAAGCUUGUGUCGAGACGCUCGCUCCGCCGCGACUCCAACUUUGACGCCCUCAUCUCCAAGAUCUACCCCAGCCGCGACGAGUACGAGGCCCACCAGGACCGGGUGCUGGAGAGACUCAACCGGCUGCACAACAAGCAGGCCCUCAGCUCCAGCAUUGAGGAGGGGCUGCGCAUGCAGGCUCUGCACAGAGCCCAGCGAGUGCGCAAACCGGCGCAGGAGAGCGACAACACCACCUUCAGCGGCGGCGAGGACAACGGGGAUGCACGGUCACACCUCUCCCACGACUCUGCGCCUUCCCACGCGCCCCUCCCCCCGAGCCACACACCCUCUGAGGCCGGGCCCAGCCGGAACCCUAAGCGGCCCAGGGUGUCAGAUGAGUCAGGCCCGGAGGUGGAUGGGGGCAGCCCCACGGCCCCGCUCCGGCACCACAAAGAGGGCCCUGGCUCAGAGAUAGAGCUGGUUUUCCGUCCGCACCCCCUGCUGGUCAACACACAGGACUACAGCCAGACCAGAUAUGUGAAGACCACAGCCAACGCCACAGUGGACCACCUGUCUAAGUACCUGGCUCUGCGUAUCGCUCUGGAGGAGAGGCAAAGAGACAGCCAAUCCGAUGCAGCGAUGGAGAAGGGGAAAGAGGGAGUGGAGGCGGGGGCUAAAGGAGAGAAAUCAGCAGGAGGAGGGGCCAGCCUGAAGAACGUCAGUGAGAAGCAAUAUACCAUCUACAUCACCACAUCAGGGGGCCAGUUCUCUACUCUGAACGGCUCCCUGACUUUAGAGCUGGUGAAUGAGAAGUACUGGAAGGUCAGAAAGCCUCUGGAGCUUUACUAUGCCCCCACCAAGGACCAACCUCUUCAACCAUCACAGCCACCGCAGCAGAAGUCCCCACAGCCCAAAGAGGGGUGAGGAGGACAGGAGUCCUCCCUCUUCAGCCGUUAUCACUCGCUGUCUCUGACAGAUUUCUGUGUGUGGCGUGUAGCUGCUUCUAAGGUAGUCAUUUGGAACAUUCCAUAGAUUGAAGGUCUUCAACUUUGACCUCAGAAUCUGAAGUUAUUCUGUUUUUAUCCUCCGUAGCUUCUAAUCAAACCUGAGUAUGAAGUUGUUUUUGCAAUUCCUACAAAUUUUUUCCUUAAUCGAAUGGUUGACUUAAAAUGCUGUCUGGACCGGUGUGCACACCGACAGGCAACACCUACGUAGUCCAGCCUUCCUUCAGACCACCAAGUGUUGCUUGACCUUGCAUCAGGACUGCCAGAUUUUGUUGAUACAUCAUUUCAGAUCAGUGUGAGGAUUUUACACUACCGGCCAAAAGUUUUAGAAUACCUACUCAUUCAAGGGUUUUUAUUUAUUUUGACUCUUUUCUACAUUGUAGAAUAAUAGUGAAGAGAUCAAAACUAUGAAAUGACAUGUGGAAUCAUGUAGUAACCACAAAAGUGAUAAACAAAUCAAAAUACAGUAUAUUUUAUAGUUGAGAUUCUUCAAAUAGCCACCCUUUGCCUUGACAGCUUUGCACUCGUGGCAUUCUCUCAACCAGCUUCAUCUGGAAUGUUUUUCAAACAGUCUUGAAGGAGUUCCUACAUAUGCUGAGCACUUGUUGACUGCUUUUCCUUCACUCUGCGGUCCGACUCAUCCCAAACCAUCUCAAUUUGGUUGAGGUCAGAAGAUUGUGGAGGCCAGGUCAUCUGAUGCAGCACUCCAUGACUCUCCUCUAAAAUAGCCCUUACAUAGCCUGGAGGUGUGUUGGGUCAUUGUACUGUUGAAAAGAAAAUUAUAGUCCCACUAAGUGCAAACCAGAUGGGAUGGCGUAUCACUGCAGAAUGCUGUGGUAGCCAUGCUGGUUAAGUGUGACUUGAAUUCUAAAUAAAUCACUGACAGUGUCACCAGCAAAGCACCCCCACAACAUCACACCUCCUCCAUGCUUCACGGUGGGAACCACAAAUGUGGAGAUCAUAUGUUCACCCACUGCAUCUUACAAAGACACGGCGGUUGGAAACAAAAAUCUCCAAUUUGGACUCCAGACCAAAGGACAAAAUUCCACCGGUCUAAUGUCCAUUGCUCGUGUUUCUUGGCCCAAGCAAGUCUCUUAAUAUUGGUAUCCUUUAAUAGUGGUUUAUUUCAGCAAAUCGACCAUGAAGGCCUGAUUCACACAGUCUUCUCUGAACAGUUUAUGUUGAGAUCGGUCUGUUACUUGAACUCUGUGAAGCAUUUAUUUUCUGAGGCUGGUAACUAAUGAACGUAUCCUCUGCAGCAAAGGUAACUCUUGGUCAUCCAUUCCUGUGGCGGUCCUCAUGAGAGCCAGAUUCAUCAUAGCGUUUGGUUGUUGUGACUGCAUUUGAAGAAACAAAGUUCUUGAAAUUUCCCGUAUUGACAAACCUUUGUCUUAAAGUAAUAAUGGACUGUCGCUUUGCUGAUUUUGAGUUGUUCUUGCCAUAAUAUGGACUUAGGGCUAUUUUUUUUAUUUAUUUCACCUUUAUUUAACCAGGUAGGCUAGUUGAGAACAAGUUCUCAUUUGCAACUGCGACCUGGCCAAGAUAAAGCAUAGCAGUGUGAACAGACAACACAGUUACACAUGGAGUAAACAAUUAACAAGUCAAUAACACAGUAGAAAAAGAGUCUAUAUACAUUGUGUGUAAAAGGCAUGAGGAGGUAGGCGAAUAAUUACAAUUUUGCAGAUUAACACUGGAGUGAAAAAUGACCAGAUGGUCAUGUAGAGAUAUUGGUGUGCAAAAGAGCAGAAAAGUAAAUAAAUAAAAACAGUAUGGGGAUGAGGGAGGUAAAAAUGGGUGGGCUAUUUACCGUUAGACUAUGUACAGCUGCAGCGAUCGGUUAGCUGCUCAGAUAGCAGAUGUUUGAAGUAGGUGAGGGGGAUAAGUCUCCAACUUCGUUCCAGUCACAGGCAGCAGAGAACUGGAACGAAAGGCGGCCAAAGUACCAUCUUCUGUAUACCACCCCUACCUUGACACAACACAACUAAUUGGGUCAAACACAUUAAGAAGGAAAAUGUACUUUUAAGAAGGUACACCUGUUAAUUGAAAUGCAUUCCAGGUGACUACCUCAUGAAGCUGGUUGAGAGAAUGCCAAGAGUGUGCAAAGCUGUCAAAGCAAAUGGUGGCUAUUUGAAGAAUCUCAAAUACAAAUUAUAUUUUGAUUUGUUUAACACUUUUUUGUUUCCUACAUGAUCCAUGUGUGUUUUGAUGUCUUCACUAUUAUUCUACAAAGUAGAAAAUAAAGAAAAACCCUUGAAUGAGUAAGUGUUAUAAAACUUUUGACCGGUAGUGUACAUUGGAAAAUGUUGUAGAGAUUAACCCCCUUUUCCCUUUGAGACAGACUUGGGAUGACCAGAGGUCAUAGAGGAUGGUUGAAUUGAAUAUUAUGCAAGAAUAUACUGCUAUAUAGCAGUAGAUUGGGACUUUUCUAUACUGAAUUCAGCUUGCUUUGAAAUUAGUUAAUGAUUGUAACUAUUUAUGUCAUAUUUAAUUUCUUUAAGACAUCACUGAUGCACUAUGCCGCUUAUUGAGGAUAUCAAGUAGCAACGGUUGGUGGAAUUGAGCUAGUUAAUGUGAUUUAUCCUAAGCUUGGACCCAUAGGGUCCACAGGGCUUUUUCCUAAUGCUAGCUUUCACUUCCUUUAUUAAGUCUUACCUGAUGCACUUUAUACACCGAGUAUACUAAACAUUAGGAACACCCCCCAAAGGGAUGCUGGCCCAUGUUGACUCCCAAUGUUUCCAUUCUUGAGACACACAGGAAACUGUUGAGCGUUCUUGACCCAAACCGGUGCACCUGGCACCUACUACCAUACCCCGUUCAAAGGUACUUAAAUCUUGUCUUACCCAUACAAUCCAUGUUUCAAGGCUUAAAAAUCCUUCUUUAACCUCCUCCCUGUCAUCUACACUGAAGUGGAUUUAACAAGUAACAUCAAUAAGGGAUAAUAACUUUCACCUGGAUAGUCUCAUGGAAAGAGGUGUUAUUGUUUUGUAUACUCAGUGUAUGUUCUGCUGGCAUAUAAUGGGUUUUCUUACCUCAGUUUUUCUAUGAUCUUUGUACAAUUAAGGCAAUAUAUCCCACUUUGAACUGUUACUCAGCUUGUUUGUAUUGCAAUUCCUCUUGAUCCAUUCAGCACAAUAAAAAAAGGCCAGGAUUGCGUUGGUAAGAAACUGGUGCUGUGGUGUUAUGACAUUUUACAUACAGCGCAUUUUGAAAGUAUUCAGACCACUUGACUUUCCCCACAUUUUUGUUGUUACAGCCUUAUUCAAAAAUGGAUAGAGAGAAACUUAUACUCAUCAAUUUACACAAAAUACCCUAUAAUGACAAAGUGAAGUUUUUUUUGCUCGUUUAUACAAAAUAAAAAUAAACCUUAUUUACAAAAGUA
Molecule: messenger RNA, 4911 nt
Organism: Oncorhynchus masou masou (cherry salmon)
Lineage: Eukaryota; Metazoa; Chordata; Actinopteri; Salmoniformes; Salmonidae
Product: E3 ubiquitin-protein ligase RING2-A-like
Exons: 7
Coding region: 283-1452 (389 amino acids)
Biological process (GO): negative regulation of DNA-templated transcription
Cellular component (GO): PcG protein complex; ubiquitin ligase complex
Molecular function (GO): ubiquitin protein ligase activity; chromatin binding
Source: RefSeq, a predicted model, not a curated record